Molecule: messenger RNA, 1443 nt
Organism: Endocarpon pusillum Z07020
Lineage: Eukaryota; Fungi; Ascomycota; Eurotiomycetes; Verrucariales; Verrucariaceae
Product: Acyl-CoA desaturase
Exons: 1
Coding region: 1-1443 (480 amino acids)
Biological process (GO): unsaturated fatty acid biosynthetic process
Cellular component (GO): endoplasmic reticulum membrane
Molecular function (GO): iron ion binding; stearoyl-CoA 9-desaturase activity; heme binding
Source: RefSeq, a predicted model, not a curated record
AUGCCUUCUAGUCAGCCCACUGCUGGCCAUCUGGCUGUCAAGCCGGAGUACCUCUCCUCGCAACCAAGUCCUAUGGCAAAACCGUCGGAGCCAAACCGAAACACCAAAUAUGAUCCCAAAAAGCCCCACAUCACCGACACACCCAUCACCAAAUCGAAUUGGUACAAGCAUGUCAACUGGCUGAACGUCACCCUCAUCGUCGGUGUUCCUCUAUAUGGCUGCAUCCAAUCUUUCUGGACACCUCUUCAAUUUAAGACCGCGCUCUGGACCGUUGCCUAUUACUUCAUGACCGGUUUUGGUAUCACCGCAGGCUAUCACAGAUUAUGGGCACAUACCUCGUACUCGGCCACCCUGCCUCUUCGAAUCUUCCUCGCUGCUAUGGGAGGUGGUGCAGUCGAAGGUUCUGUCAGAUGGUGGGCUCGUGACCAUCGUGCCCAUCACAGAUACACCGACACCGAGAAAGAUCCAUACUCCGUCCGCAAGGGUCUCUUGUACUCUCACUUCGGAUGGAUGUUGAUGAAGCAGAACCCAAAACGAAUUGGUCGGACCGACAUCUCUGAUCUGAACGAAGAUCCAGUUGUCGUCUGGCAACACAAGAACUACCUUAAGGUCGUGAUCUUCAUGGGUCUCAUCUUCCCUAUGCUUGUCUGCGGUUUCGGCUGGGGUGAUUGGUGGGGCGGAUUCGUGUAUGGUGGAAUCCUUCGAAUCUUCUUUGUCCAACAGGCCACUUUCUGCGUCAACUCGCUUGCUCAUUGGCUUGGCGACCAGCCGUUCGACGACCGCAACUCUCCUCGUGACCAUGUCAUUACCGCUCUGGUCACUCUUGGUGAGGGAUACCACAACUUUCAUCACGAGUUUCCUUCCGAUUAUCGCAACGCCAUUGAGUGGCACCAGUACGAUCCCACCAAGUGGACAAUUUGGAUCUGGAAGCAGCUUGGUCUUGCCUAUGAUCUCAAGCAAUUCAAGAACAAUGAGAUCGAGAAGGGUCGCGUUCAACAGCUUCAGAAGAAACUCGAUCAAAAACGAGCCAAACUUGACUGGGGUGUUCCUCUUGAGCAGCUUCCAGUCAUCUCUUGGGAUGAGUACGCUGACCAAGCCAAGAACGGUCGUGGUCUUAUUGCUGUUGCUGGUGUCGUCCAUGAUGUCACUGACUUCAUCAAGGAUCAUCCUGGGGGAAAGGUCAUGAUCUCGUCGGGUAUCGGCAAAGACGCUACCGCCAUGUUCAACGGCGGUGUCUACAUGCACUCCAACGCUGCUCACAACUUGCUCUCCACUAUGAGAGUCGGUGUCAUCCGAGGUGGCUGCGAAGUCGAGAUCUGGAAGCGAGCACAAAAGGAGGAGAAGGGUGAGGUUGUUCGCGAUGAAAAUGGCCAGAGGAUCGUCCGAGCUGGCACUCAACCUACUAAGGUUCUACAAAAUGUUGCUACUGCUGGAGCAGCAUGA